AUGCCCUCGGGGAAGACGCUCAAGCUCAUCCUGUAUGAGGUGCUGCAGUAUGCGGCCCUCAUCAUACCUUUAUUUGUGAUUAUGGAGAGGUUUGCCCGCCUCAUACACGAUGUGAAAGGACAGGAUCUCACGGCCUACUGGCUGGUGGUGGCAGCCUCCGUCGCCUAUGUGACCUCCGUGACCCUGCUGGUGUGGGUUCCUCUGAAAUAUCUGAUCCUGAGGCGGCGGAGGUUUAUCUCGGAGAUCACACAGUGGAGACCAACGGCUCUGGCGUAUCUCAUCCUGUGCACGUUACCGUGCUUUGCUAUUUUAAUAGCCAGCUCCAAGGUGCAGGUGGACAGAGGGCAAACGCGCGACCAUUUCGCUGAGUUGCCCGUUUCCUUGGUGCUUUUCUCUCUCAUCUGUGUGGAUAUCAUAGAGAGGAUUCGCCCCUGCAAGCUCAUUGGUGAAUCAGACAGCCUGGAUUCUGACUUUGACAUACAUGGCCCCGUGCUCACUCACCUGGACCAGGUGACCACCGUAACCGGCCAGCUGCACGCUGAUGAAAGCCAGAACGGAUUGACCCAAGGCCACCCAGAGGCCAGAAAUGGCAGCACCUCUGGCAGAUGGCAGGACCUCGCUGGCUCACCCAGCCACUCAACACCCAGCUCACGAGCUCCCAGCACCGCCUACCUGUACUCCUCAUCCUCACGCCCGCGAUCCCACUCGGGUCCUCUGGGCUUCCUGUGGAGGAAGGACAGGAGGUCGGAGGUGUUUGUGGAGAGCUUCCUGUUCUGGUUUGACACUGUGGAGAUGGUGAGAGUGGCAGGAGACCAGUCAGUCUUCUACUCGGCCUGGGUGUUCCCCGUCUACAUCCUCGCCUUCAUGUCCACUCUCCGCAUGGUCAUCACGCCUCACAACCCUUUAUUGUGUUUUGCUGGAGUCGCUCUGCAGGACUUUCCUUUCUUAAUAAUUCGAGUCGCUCUCAUUGUCGUGUUUGAUUUUGUAACUCCAGUGUUGUACCCACUGAAAAAUGUGCUGGUGAGCCUGACUUUUAUCUACUUUACAUUCCUGAGUAAGCUGAGGCUUUUCAGAAGGCAGAGCAUGUUUUGAGGAGGAGUGGCGCGUUCUGUUGUUAAUGAGAGAUCGGCUUUGAUUGUGGA
This is a messenger RNA of Plectropomus leopardus (leopard coralgrouper), 1142 nucleotides long. It is a transcript of the gene tmem236, whose product is annotated as transmembrane protein 236. NCBI's taxonomy places the organism in Eukaryota, Metazoa, Chordata, Actinopteri, Perciformes, Serranidae. The record is from RefSeq and is a predicted model, not a curated record.